CACAUGCCUGAUCUUCUCAAUCUUCGCAAAUAAGGGUCUGAGAGGUUGAAAGACUCUAAACCGUAUAUUGCGCCAUGAGUGAAUUCCCACACGUCCCCAACUGGGUGAACGGUGCCCCCUCACAUGCCAAUACAGCGGAUCGUAUUUUCGUUAUCAACCCUGCAGGCGAAUCGCCCAUCGCUACUAUUGACGCUACCAGCCGGGAAGACGUCAACGAUAUCGUCUCGAAAUCACUUCAAAACUUUGAAAAUGGUGCUUGGUCUCGCGCGGACGUAUCACAGCGAUUUUCUGUUCUUGCCAAAGCCUCCGAGCUACUGCGAACCCGCAUCCCAGAGUUCGUUGAACUCGAAGUUCAGCAGACUGGAAGACCGAUUCGGGAAAUGAGAGCCCAAUUAGCGCGAGUUCCGGAAUGGUUGGAGUACUUUGCUGGUCUGGCACGUGUUCAUGAGGGCGCUGUAACACCCUUCAAGGGUCCAGUGGUAAACACACUUGUGCGUCUCCCGUUGGGUGUAGUUGCCCAGAUCACUCCCUGGAACCACCCGCUUCUCAUUAGCACGAAGAAGAUCGGUGCAGCUCUGGCAGCUGGGAAUGUUGUCAUUGUGAAACCGUCGGAGCUGGCCCCUUUGUCGAUUUUGAAGUUGGGUGCUUUAUUCAAAGAGGCCGGGUUGCCCGAUGGAACUCUGCAAAUCGUUUCUGGUUACGGCCGGGAUACGGGCAAGUUUCUGUGUGAGAAUCCUCACUUGGCCAAGAUCGAUUUGACUGGCGGGCUUGAAACAUACAAGGCCAUUGCCCCCUCUGCCGGCAUCAACAUGAUUCCCAUAACAGCUGAACUAGGAGGAAAAGCGCCAGUGUGUAUCUUUCCCAGCAUGGAUGUUGAGCAUGCCGUCAAGGCGGCUUUAUUUGCUAGUUUCAUUGCAAGUGGACAGACUUGCGUGACAGGGAGUCGGCUCCUUGUUCACACUGAUAUCUACGAGGAAUUCGUCGAGUUGUUGACGAAAAGAACGAGCUCCCUACGUGUGGGUGAUCCCACCAACCCACAGACGCAAAUUGGUGCCGUAAUAAACAAAACUGCGGUUGAAAGAUGUCAUACAUUUGUGACGCGAGCUAUAGAAGAAGGAGGGAAACUUCUUUGUGGUGGCAAGCCAUUCGAAACCAGCAAUCAAAAGGGUUUUUUCUUCCAGCCAACGCUUAUCGAAACAAACGCCACGUCCAAUUUAUCCUGCAAUGAGGUAUUUGGUCCUGUAAUUGCAGUGUUGAGAUGCCAAUCCGAAGAUGAAAUCAUCAAUAUUGCUAAUGGAACAGACUUUGCCCUGGGGGCUUCUGUGUGGUCUCGUGAUUUUGAGCAAGCCCAUCGUGUCGCAGGGAAAAUUGAGGCCGGAAUUGUGUGGGUGAAUGGUCAUCACUUGAAUGAUCCUUCGUCACCAUGGGGAGGGUUCAAGACGAGUGGGUUAGGAAAAGAGAAUGGUCGGGAGGCGUACGAGAGCUAUACGAAAGUAAAGAGUACGGUGUUUAACUACGGGAUUAUGCCUACAUGGUUUGAUGACGAGGUGGAAAAUGCUCG
Molecule: messenger RNA, 1561 nt
Organism: Talaromyces proteolyticus
Lineage: Eukaryota; Fungi; Ascomycota; Eurotiomycetes; Eurotiales; Trichocomaceae
Product: aldehyde dehydrogenase domain-containing protein
Exons: 1
Molecular function (GO): aldehyde dehydrogenase (NAD+) activity
Source: RefSeq, a predicted model, not a curated record